Messenger RNA from Liolophura sinensis, 2262 nucleotides. Its product is annotated as COP9 signalosome complex subunit 4-like. NCBI's taxonomy places the organism in Eukaryota, Metazoa, Mollusca, Polyplacophora, Chitonida, Chitonidae. The record is from RefSeq and is a predicted model, not a curated record. Gene Ontology annotation, cellular component: COP9 signalosome; cytosol. The coding region runs from base 2 to 1231 and encodes 409 amino acids. The transcript is spliced from 11 exons.
AAUGGCGAAUAAUGUGAAACAACAACUUGUGCAGCUUGCGGCACUUGCACACUCCAGUGGGUCGCAUAAAGAUGUUACUGAAAGAUACAAGAUUAUCUUGGAGUCUGUGAUUCAAACUGGAGGUGCAGAGCUUGUUCCUAGUUUGCAGGCUUUUGUUGAUGCUUUGGUCAAUGAGAAUGUGAGUCUGGUGAUUUCCCGACAGAUCCUGACUGAUUUCUGUGCACAUCUCACCAAGUUACCAGACAAGGUCGCAAAAGAAGUGGCUCACUUCACGCUAGACAGAGUUCACACCAGAGUGAUUUCUUUUGAAGAACAGGUUGCAGCUAUACGUCAACAUCUGGCAGAUAUUUAUGAACGUGAACAGUGUUGGAGAGAUGCUGCAAGUGUCCUUGUUGGAAUUCCACUAGAGACAGGACAAAAACAAUAUGCCACAGAUUAUAAACUAGAGACCUACCUGAAGAUAGCACGCUUAUAUCUGGAAGAUGAAGACCCGGUACAAGCUGAGGCAUACAUAAACCGUGCAUCUUUGCUGCAGGCUGAUUCUCAAAGUGAGAAGCUUCAGAUCCACUACAAGGCCUGUUAUGCAAGAGUGCUUGAUUACAGAAGGAAAUUUAUCGAGGCAGCCCAGCGUUACAAUGAGUUGUCAUACAGGAGUAUAAUUGAGGAAUCUGAGCGGAUGACUGCUCUCAAGAGUGCUCUGAUCUGUACAAUAUUAGCCUCUGCAGGCCAACAAAGAUCAAGAAUGUUAGCCACUCUGUUUAAGGAUGAACGGUGUCAGCAACUUCCUGCAUAUAAUAUAUUGGAAAAGAUGUACUUAGACAGAAUUAUACGCAGUGCUGAUUUACAGGAGUUUGAAGGCUUUCUUCAGCAGCAUCAAAAGGCAGUUACCUCGGAUGGAUCAACUAUUUUGGACCGAGCUGUUAUAGAACACAACUUACUGUCAGCUAGUAAACUCUACAACAACAUUUCCUUUGAAGAGCUUGGUUCCUUGUUAGAAAUUCCACCCACAAAGGCUGAGAAGAUCGCCUCACAGAUGAUAACAGAAGGUAGAAUGAAUGGGAACAUUGACCAGAUAGACUCGAUAGUACAUUUUGAAGCCCGUGAAGCCUUGCCCAGCUGGGACAAACAAAUCCAGAGUCUGUGUUUCCAGGUGAAUACUAUCAUAGAGAAAGUCUCCCAGAGUGCACCUGAUUGGAUUGCUAAGACCAUGGACUCCACAAUGACUCAGUGAAGACAAGACACCGUAACAACCCUGUCAUUUAAGUGCUAUUUCUGGAAGAUUGUCUUGUCACAGAGAGAUCAGAUCUCAGGAGUGCCAUGUCUCAUUCUCCAUAGUUCGUUUGUGAUGGUGAACCACUGCACAUACUCACCAGGUGAAAUACUGCCACUUGGUGUCAUGAGUACUGCCAGGAGAUAUAAAUGAUAAUGAUAUGUGGUAACCGUGGUAAAACCUUCUUCAUUCAAGACGGUUGACAUUCUUGAGUAAAACUGUAAGAGACUGCUUGGCUGAGGAUGCGUCUUGACCAAGCUGAACUUCAGGAUAAUUGACUGAGUAACAUGUUGCAAGGGUGGAAGACCUCAUGAAAGAACAGAAACGUUCUGUGGGCACAUAAUGUCCAACAAGGCCUUGCAGUCCUGUGUGUAUCAUUUUUUGUCUGUAUCUUGGUAUUCAGAAAUUGUUUCAGAUAUACAAAAAUUCAGAUGAGAAUAAGCCAAUGGGAGACUCCAGGACAAGCUACACAGACGGUCCAAGCGACAGUAGAAUUCAUCUGUAUUGUGACGUACUAAAGGAAAUAACAUUGAGUUCACAUCUUUGGACCGCCUUCAUACAGGUGGAAAGGAAUUCUACGAUUUCCUCAUUUUAAAAAUAUGGAAAUAAGAUUACGACAAAAAUAUUACCUACAUGAUAGAGAUAACAAUUUUUGAGCUUGCUUAUGGACAUGGAGAGAUUUGUACUGUUUAUGGCCAGCUAACUGUGAAGAACAGGACUUGGAAUUUGUGAUGGAAUAACACAAAUUUCAUACUGCUGCUUUCCGUGUAAAAAAAACGCUAUCCUGUGUGCAUUUUUAGGUCUUCAGUUUGAAAGAAAAUGUUCUUUGACAUCAAGAUGGCCGUUAAUACAGAAAGGUCACAUCACUGCAUGCAGCCGCCUUCAGCUGUUACAUAUUUCAGAGAAGAUAUGACUGAUCUUUGAUGGUUUCUGAAUUGGACUGUGUGGAGUAUUUUUCACAUGGUGAAAGAGAAAUAAAAACGUUUAUAUUG